AACGGUCGUACGACCGUUUUUGACGUACGAUUAUCGUACGUCGAUCGUACGAUUUUGCUAGUGUCUUAUCAAAGAUCGCGGGUGAUCUGUGUCGUACGAUUAUCGUAAGAUUGUGUAUAAAGUCUGCGAUCGCUUAGGAGCAGUCGUAGAUCAAACAAAAUGGCCGCCGUAAUAUUACAAAGGCAACGCCAGCGGCGAAAACGGCGAAAUUUCAAGGAACGUGUGGUUACCAUUGACCACUUGACAGAGCAGGAGGUCGUCUCCAGAUACAGACUUGACAAAGCGUCAAUUGCAGAGUUGGAGGGCCUCUGUAGGGAAGACCUGUCGCCCAAGACAGAUCGUUCUUGUCCCCUACAGAGCAUGACAAAGGUUCUCAUUGGGCUGAGAUUUCUGGCUAAGGGUGACUUUUUAUCAGAGGUCGCAGAUUUGCAUGGGGUUUCCAAGGCCACAGCAGCCACUGUAGUGGAUGAGUUCAUUAACAGUGUGAAUCUAAGGUUAAGGAACAUCAGGUUUCCAACAGAUAGAAUUGAGUUAAAUGAAAUAAAAAGGAAAUUCUACCAAAAGUGUAGAAUACCCAACAUCAUAGGAGCAGUAGAUGGUACGUUAAUACCAAUUCAAGCACCCACAGAAGAUGAGGCAGCAUAUGUUUGUAGAAAGAACUACCAUGCUCUAAAUGUUCAAGCCGUUUGUGAUCCAGAUGCAAGAUUUACAGAUGUUGUUGCCAUGUGGCCAGGGUCCCAGCAUGAUGCAGCAAUUUUCAACUCCUGUGGUUUGAAGACUGACAGUCUUAUCCAAUGCAGAGGUGGAGCUAGGGCAAUAUUUCCAUGUGAUAGUUGA
Messenger RNA from Mercenaria mercenaria, 837 nucleotides. Its product is annotated as putative nuclease HARBI1. The record is from RefSeq and is a predicted model, not a curated record. The transcript is spliced from 6 exons. The coding region runs from base 160 to 837 and encodes 225 amino acids. Lineage: Eukaryota; Metazoa; Mollusca; Bivalvia; Venerida; Veneridae.